AUGAACGUGGGCACCCCGAUAUCGGAGUUGGGGGAGGACACGGAGCUGCUGGUGGAUGAGGAAGGCACCUCACUGGUGGGGGACCCCUUUGAAGACCUGCCAGAAGACGAGGAUGAGGAGGGGGAGGACGGCGGCGGCGGUGCAAGCGGCGACGGCGAGGCCGCGGCCGGCGGCGCGGCGGCGGCGGCCGCGGUUGGGGAGCCGGGGCCGACGGGGCCGAGGCGGCGAGGGCGGCCGAAGAAGAGCGACGUUACCGGCGGCGGCGGCGGCGGCGGGACGGUGGCGGCGGCGACGGGCGAGGAGGAAACCGACGAGCAGCUGCUGGCGAAGUACGGGAUAAACGCGGACGACUAUGACUUUGACUUUGGCAUGGUGGGUGACGUGGCGCCCUUCAUCAAGCUGCGGCUGGUGGACAGCGAGGAGACGCGCGCAGUGUGGCCGCACCCCUUUGAGAUCACAGCCAAGAUCUCCCUGAUGCAGACCGACGACUUCCCGGACCCAAAGGGGGACCUGCCGCGCGGCUUCUUCGAGUGGGAUGAGUAUUACGGGGCGCCGGGCGCGGACGGCCGCGAGGAUUACGAGGACGGCGGCGGCGUGGAGGGGGACCCGACGCAGCAGCCGCAGCCGUUCAGGGGUGACAUGCCUGACCUGGACGCAGACGAGUCACCCCCCAUGCAGGUCAAGUACGAAUUCGAAGUCACCCACACCGGCGCCGAGGCGGACGCGCCGCUGCGCUUCCAGCUAGCCACCACCCCUCACUUCACCACCCAGGACCAGAGCAGCACCAACCACGCGCCGUUUGUGCGCGCGCUGGGGCUGGGGGGCAAGAACACAUUUGACUACAGCCAGGACCCGCGGCAGCCGCUGCUGCGCCACGUAGAGACCGACUUCAUACGAUUUGGCUUGAACCGCAUCGAGACUGUCGUCAUCAACUCUGCAGACGCAGAGGUCCGCUUCUGCCCAGGGGACCGCACCCACUACGAGCUGCUGCAGCGGGAGGGCUUCCGGGACGCAGUGGCCUACCACUCUGGGCCGCUGGCGGCCGGGGAGCUGGGCUUCUGGAACUACUACGCAUGCCUGGGGGCCGGACGCAUCGCGCUGCCAAAGACCCUUCAGCCCGGGGAGUCGUGGCGUGCUGAGUAUGUCAUCCGCCGCCACCUGCGCUACUGGGACCCCCCCAUGUGGGACCGCCACUCCGCGCAGCCGCUGCCGCCGUGGAUGCCGCCCAACGAGGGCGAUGACGGGGAGGACGAGGAGGUGCGGGAGGAGGACGGCGGCACAGGGGCGGGCCUGGACGCGGGCGGCGGCUGGGAGUAG
This is a messenger RNA of Monoraphidium neglectum, 1317 nucleotides long. RefSeq lists its product as hypothetical. The transcript has 8 exons. Gene Ontology annotation, biological process: carbohydrate metabolic process. Gene Ontology annotation, molecular function: catalytic activity; carbohydrate binding. Lineage: Eukaryota; Viridiplantae; Chlorophyta; Chlorophyceae; Sphaeropleales; Selenastraceae. Bases 1 to 1317 code for a protein of 438 amino acids. The record is from RefSeq and is a predicted model, not a curated record.